Molecule: messenger RNA, 1646 nt
Organism: Nicotiana attenuata
Lineage: Eukaryota; Viridiplantae; Streptophyta; Magnoliopsida; Solanales; Solanaceae
Product: E3 ubiquitin protein ligase RIE1-like
Exons: 5
Coding region: 269-1306 (345 amino acids)
Source: RefSeq, a predicted model, not a curated record
CAGUAUAAAAGUUUAUGAAAGAUUCAGGUUCAGAAUCCGUAGUUACCAGAAACAGACCCGGACCAGCUAAUCCCCCAUCCCCCAUUUUGAUCAUCCCCAACUACCCUUCAACUUUUAGACACAAAAAUCAAGAAUCUGACACAAACCCAAAUUCAUCAAACUUUCAGAAAAACUAUUUACAUCACUUAAUUAUGAAUUCUAUGUUUCUGACAAACCCCACUUCUUCUCUCUAAAAGAUAAACAAUUAUCCAUUUUUAGCUUUAAAAUUAUGGCAACUGAGCCACCAAAUAUGAUAUCUUCAGACCCCACAAGGGUCCCACUUCUCAGCCGGCGAGAAGACACCGGCGGCGGGGGCCGUCAGUCAUCGUUGGCUGUACUUCUUGGUCGGCUCACCGGCGGAAGGGGUGGCGAUGCGUCGAUGCUAGUGAGGGAGACGGCGGCGCGUGAGCUGGACGAGCGACGUGCCGACUGGGGUUACUCAAAGCCAGUGGUGGCACUGGACAUGAUGUGGAACUUGGGUUUUGUUAUUGUCUCGGUUGUGAUUUUGUCCUGCACGUUUGAUGAGUCGCCUAAUGUUCCGAUUAGGAUUUGGGUUUGUGGGUAUGCUUUGCAGUGCGUGGUGCAUGUGGUGCUGGUUUGGUUGGAAUACAGAAGGAGAAAUUCUCAAGGAGAAAAUGAUAGUGAGGAGAAUGGUGAAGAGGGAAAUGGAGUUUUGGGUAUUGGUAAUCAAUCAAGUGUUGUUAAACGAUGUGAAACUGUGAAUACAAUGGCGUCACUUCUUUGGUGGAUAGUUGGCUUUUAUUGGAUAGUCUCUGGUGGUGAAUUUCUUUUACAGAACGCUCCACGUCUAUACUGGUUGACAGUUGUAUUUUUGGCAUUCGAUGUAUUCUUUGCCGUCUUUUGUGUUGCUUUGGCAUGUCUGAUAGGAGUUGCUCUUUGUUGCUGCUUGCCUUGCAUAAUUGCAGUACUAUAUGCAGUGGGCCAGGAAGGUGCAUCAGAAGCAGACCUCAAAGUUCUCCCCAAGUAUAGAUUCCAUAUCUACAAGGAUGAGGAGAAACUAAGUGUAGGAGCUGGUCGGAUGGUACCAAUUGAGACGAGCAGCGGAUACUUGGCCAAUGAGCGUAUUCUUUUACCUGAGGAUGCAGAAUGUUGUAUAUGUCUUAGCUUGUACGAGGAUGAGACGGAACUCCAUGCUCUCCCCUGUAAUCAUCAUUUCCACUCCACCUGCAUAGUUAAAUGGCUUAAGAUGAACGCGACAUGUCCACUGUGCAAGUACAACAUCCUGAAGGGGAACGAACAAGUUUAGAGCGGAGGAGAAUGAAAACAAAUAAUCAUUGAUUUUGGUUAUUAAAACCACCAUUUUGCUACUGGCCAAGAUUAUGAGGCUGGAAAUACUGAUUGCCAAUCUGAAUCAGAUCAUAUCUCUGCUUUGCAACUAGUUUAGCUUCCUCUCAUGUUCGCGUCACAUAUUAGAGAUCUUUUCUGUAGUGAAAUGUCAUCAGUUAUAGAAAUAAGGUAGUAAACCUCCACCUGUAAAUAAUUUUGAUUCUAUUGUUUUCCAGUAGAUAUGAUCUCAAACUCUUGUAAAGUACGUGCUAUUUUCUUGGUUAUGUUAUUCUACCUGUUGAAUGGUUUCAUCUUCCAGA